Molecule: messenger RNA, 902 nt
Organism: Drosophila ananassae
Lineage: Eukaryota; Metazoa; Arthropoda; Insecta; Diptera; Drosophilidae
Exons: 3
Coding region: 503-883 (126 amino acids)
Source: RefSeq, a predicted model, not a curated record
AGCACUGCGCUGAAGCAAUCAUUUUUAUUUUUAUUUUAUAAUUUUUUUAUUUUUUAAUUUAUCUUUUGAUUGCUACAGCAAAGAAAAGGAAUAAGAAAAAAAACCGGACGAGACCUUAAAAGUGGUGCUGCGGGAGCAGGGGACAUUGAAGACACGAAAGAUCCCGAGAUCCCUUCAACAUUGAUGCCAUGCAGCCAGCAGAAGAACCUGAACAGGAAGAACAAGGCGAUCCCUCGGUUAAGCCAAAUGGGGCGUCACUGGAUCCAAACGCCGAAAUGGAGGCGCCUCCGGGAUGGGGGGUCCUAAAUCCUAAAACACAGGAUGAUACCAAAAGACUCUGCUCAGCUUUGCCUUUGACCUUCAAGUGCUGGAAGCGCGGCACCUGUCUGGUCUUUGAGAUGCUGGAGCAGAACCUCUACGACUUCCUCAAGCAGAACAAGUUCUUGACAUUCUGGAGCAGGUAUUGGCUGCCCAUCCAACCUCCAACAGCAACAGCAAGCGGAUGAACCACAUCCUGGCCAAGCUAGUCGGGCCUUUUCGCCGAGCCACAGAAAUGAUUACCACCCGCCUGAAGGAUCAUUGUGGGAAACUGUGGAUGGGCACAAAGCUGUAUCUGUUGGAUUGCAAUCCGAAGGAUAUUCAGGCCCUGUACACGGUGUUUGAGAAGGAAUCUUUACCAGUCGUUCAACUUUACAAAUUAAAAUUCGCACGGAUUGGAUUUUCAAUACGGAUUGAGAUAUUUCUCUGCAAGGAAAUCGGAUGUGAUAUUUCCACCUGUACAGUCCCUGGACACAUGAUACAAAGCUUCAUUGGCAUAACUUUGCGCUUGAAAUUAGUGCCAAUUUAUUUAACUUGUACUUUCGUGGCCAUCAAAUGCUUUUAACUAAAUUGCAAAUAUUUAA